Molecule: messenger RNA, 2655 nt
Organism: Diatraea saccharalis (sugarcane borer)
Lineage: Eukaryota; Metazoa; Arthropoda; Insecta; Lepidoptera; Crambidae
Source: the annotation of a GenBank genome assembly
AUUUUCACAGAUGGUAAACAAUUUUCUUAUUUUUUGUUUGUAGGGCAUAUGUUAAUGUUGCUCAAAUUUAGUUUAAUUUAAAUUUUCAUUCACUUCUUUUUUAAUAUGAGCCUUAAAAAUGCAUCGAAACACAUCGACAGUUUGUUUUUAUUUUUCGAAUAAAAUAAAGUUAUAGAAACAUACACUAUGUUUACCUUAUUAUUAUUUGUGAACAGAUCAAAGCGCGAGUUUUGUACGUGAUGCCUACACGUAAUACGCCGUUCCUAACUAUGAAGGACAUAUUCGAGAAGUCCCGCCCCGACCUGGAGACGGAACAGUUACUGAAGGAGGGAGACAUCAUCGAUGACGCUAAGGUGGUGAAGAUAUUAGGACGGUCGGUGCAGUUCCGCCUGCGGGAUGGGUGCGCGGGCACCAUGAGCCUUAAACACGUCGCCGUACACGAGGAUCUUGAUGAUGAACAGGUCGUUGCCAGCUUCUACCCAAUAGGUAAAUAAAUAUAGAUAUUAUAAUUAUUUUGCUUUAAUUUCACUUUACUUGAAAUCAAAUCACCUGCGUAUAAAUAUAGGAGUAAAGUUUUCACGAGAAAAGUAAUAUUAGAACCUAAUCAUAUUAAUAUUUGAGUUAUACAAUAAUUAUGUGUGUAAAAAGAACAGAAACUCCGACCGUCGAAUCUGGAUCUGAACAGAAUUAGACAAGAGAUCACAUACAUCGCUCAGGUACCAAGAUACGUAGCUCUAGCCCUCGUGUUAAAUAGUAUCUGAGACAACGAAGGGGCCGCAACACUCGGACCGCAGACAUUUAUUAUAUUAACCCGACGUGGUAUCGAACCCGUGUCCUGAAGCGAUGGCGAUGACACCUCGAAACCGUCACGCGAGCCACUCGGCUGCGGAGGGCAGUCGAUGUACAUUGUGAUGAUUUAUUUUGGCACUUGUUCAGGCAGUUGUCAUAGGGUCCGCGUGACGUCAUACAACCCGUGCGACUUCUUGUACACGGUGAGCGACCGCGCGGACGUACUCGCCGAAAGAUACUUCACUCUGGCCGCCAUCAGCGUCGGACAAAUUGUCGACGCGACUGUACGACAAGUCACCGACAGCCAUCUGCUCGUCGACGUCGGACGGACCAACGGAUAUAUACCCAAGACCCACUUCUCCGACGCUGGCAUAUUCGUGGAUCCAAAAAAAGCGUCACACUCGAAGCUCACUAAGAAAUUCAAGCCUGGUCAAACGCUACGUGCUAGAGUACUCGUGGUGGACAAGGCGAAGAACAGUCUGCUUCUGACACUGAAACCCACGUUGCUUGCUGAGGACCUGGAAAUUUUAAGCAGUUAUGAGCAGGCGCAGGUCGGGAAGGGGUACACCGGAUUCAUUAGAGUAGUGCGUGACUACAUCGUGGUGUCGUUCUUCAACAACGUGUCGGCAUACGUGCCGCGCCAUUACGUCACUAAAGAACCGCUGGAAUCGUUACAGGACGCCUUCCAUCUCGGACAGAUUGUCAACUGUACAAUUUUGCGAGUGGAUGCUGAAAAUAAGAAAAUGGGCGGUAGUCUCACAACAGUUCCGUUCUGGCCAGCCAUUAAACGUGAGAAAAUUAGGAAGCGGAAAUCCAACAGUGACGAUUCAGACGAGUUACCAAAUAAGAAACGAAAACAAUCAGAUCGAGAUGAGAAAUCAAAUGAAAGAGUAAAGAAGGAAGAUACAUACGAGGAAAACAAUGAUGUUGAUGAUAAAAAGAAAACUAAGAAAGAUAAAAAGAAAAAGGAGUCGCAUAUAGAUGAGGAACUUACAAGUGAACAAAUAACGAAGAAAAGUAUAAAAUCUAAAGAAAUAAUUGAAGAAGAUGAUGAAAAAACUAACAAAAAAGAAAAGAAAACAAAUAAAAAAAAGAAAAAAGGAGACAGUGAUGAGAUGAAUAAGGUAUCCGAAGAAAGUGAUGCAAUAGAAACAGAUAUACAUGAAGACAGUGACCAAGUUUUGACGCCCGAAGAUCUGUUCUUAAUAGAUUUAUCGGAUUGUAACGAUAUACACAAAUGUAAAAAGAGAAUAGUAUCACUAACGAAAAAUAUUAACGCACGAAUGAGGCGCAUAGAAAGAAUAGACGAAAAGAUUCAAAAAAUAGAAAACGUAGGACUAAAUGCGAAAAAUAAAAAAUUUCAUACAGCUAUGCAUAUGGAAAAAUUAGUGAUAGAAGAGAGGAUUAAGAAGUUACUGGAAGGAUUAAAGAAUGCUCAGGAGAAGUUAAAUGAUUUAGGUUAUGAUGGCGAAGAUGACAGGACAAAAAGGAAAAACAGAAAGGGAUCGACGAGUGACGAUAUAACCGAGGAUAAACCUGACCAUAUAGAAACUAAGGCCACAAAAGAAAUGAAGAGUAGAUUAAAGAACAACGACAGAAAAGAAAGCGUAGCGGUUAAGGAUGUAAAAGAAAGUGAGAAAAAGAAAAUAAAGGUCGUGGAGAGUUUAGAGCCGGUGUUGGAAAUUCCGAGUGCUAAAGAUUUCUGGGCUGGUAUGGAGAAUCUGUUACCGAAUAAAGUUCAAGAGGAUGAAUCUAGCAGCAGCGAUGAAGAGGUAAGUUUCCACUCGCUGGCUUGUAUAAUAAGGAUUAAAAGUUCUUUGCAGUAUGAUAAAUAUCGCUUUUUAUAUUUGAAUGUAACCUUACGAU